Molecule: messenger RNA, 1120 nt
Organism: Frieseomelitta varia
Lineage: Eukaryota; Metazoa; Arthropoda; Insecta; Hymenoptera; Apidae
Gene: icln
Product: methylosome subunit pICln
Exons: 6
Coding region: 289-924 (211 amino acids)
Biological process (GO): mRNA cis splicing, via spliceosome; chloride transport; spliceosomal snRNP assembly
Cellular component (GO): plasma membrane; cytosol; pICln-Sm protein complex
Source: RefSeq, a predicted model, not a curated record
ACAUCAACAUCUAUAGUUUGUGAUAAGAAAGUAUCCUAUCCUGCAUCAAUAACGCAAAAUAGAAAUAUAACAGUAUGUACAGGAAUUGUAUACUCAUAAAUAUAAAAUGAAAAGUCUACAUAUUGAUUGAUAUUCGUAAUUAGAUAUUUGGAAACAUAAAAAGUGAUCUCAAAGUAUUGUGUAAGAAUUAAAGUUGUAAAAUCGUUAUCAAGUUUACAAGUUCGUUCAUUUGGUGAAAAAUUUCAUCUUCUUAUUUAUAAUCCGUAAAAACGGAUAAAAAGAUAAAAAAUGGUAGUGCUUAGCAAUUUUCUUGCACCACAAGAAGGAAUACGUCAUGAAGAACCAAAUACUACUGUGUAUAUUAAUGAUAGAGAAGUAGGAAAAGGAAUUCUGUAUAUUACAGAAAGUUUACUUUCUUGGGUGAAUUAUGAUACACAACAGGGAUUUUCACUUGAAUAUCCUCAUAUAUCUUUACAUGCCAUAUCAAGAGAUGAACAAGUACAUUCAAGGCAAUGUUUAUAUAUCAUGGUUGAUGCAAAAGUAGAUCUUCCAGAUGUACCAUUGUCACCAGCUUCAGAUAGUGGAUCAGAUAAUGAAUUCGAAGAUGUGGAUACACCAAUUACAGAAAUGCGAUUUGCCCCUGACAACACAAAUAAUUUGGAAACAAUGUUUCAAGCAAUGAACCAAUGUCAGGCUCUUCAUCCUGAUCCACAAGAUAGUUUUUCUGAUGCUGAAGAAGAUAUUUAUGAAGAUGCAGAGGAAGAUGAUUAUCAAUAUUACGAUGUUGGUGCUGGUACUGGUACUGGUGUUGGUGCUGGUGAUGCUCCUUAUAUCUUACCAGAGACAAAUCAAAAUGGUACAGAAGGAGAUGAUGCUAUGGAUAUAGAGGCAGGUCAAUUUGAAGAUGCAGAGGAAGAUCUAUAAAGUAUGAAAAUAAUAAAAUGCAGACAUGCAUUUAGUAUUAAUUUAUAAGUACCAGUAUCAUAUACCAAGGUAGAUAUGUGAUAUGGCAGACUGUAUAAGAGAGCAGUAUCAAACAUAAAAACAGCUAACAUUUAUUUAUAUUCAUUUUGUACAUGGUAAUAAUUUUUUAGAUAAAAAUAAAUAAUUAUAUAUCAAA